AUGGACGAAUGGUCGACGCUAGAGGGACUUGGGCUCGCCUCGGCGCAGCUUAGGUCUCUGGCGAGGCGGGGGAGUUUCUCUAGGGAUGACGGCGUGUCGAUUGAGUUCUGCAACUUCUGCCAGGAAAACGCGAAGCACCACGUGCUGCUGUUCACCGGCUGGGACGAGUCCUUCCUCAAGUACGGCGACGUGAUAUCGGAGCUACUGCAGGCCGGCAUCAACGUCUACGCCAUGGACUGGCGGUCCCAGGGGCUCUCUGGCAGGCACUUGCUCGACCCCCAGGUGACGUACGUGCAAAGCUUCGAUGACCACCUGGACGACCUGAGCUUUUUCGUGAACCAGGUGGUAGUCGAGGCAUGCGGCGUGAGGACCUCCCAGCUGACCUGUCUCGCGCACUCCAUGGGAGGCUUGCUUUCGCUCAUGGCAGCGGCGGGCGACCGGGGCUUGUUCCAGAGGCUGGUGGUGUGCUCGCCGAUGAUCAUGAUGAAGUGCGGCAUGCCGCACUUCGUGGCCCUGUGGCUCGGGCGCCUGUUCUGCAGGCUCGGCAUGGGCUCGAGCUACGCGCCUGGAGAGAGCGGGGUGGACGUGUCUAGGCCGAUCACGAUGAAACUGACGACGGACAAGGCGAGGCUCGCAACGUGGGAGAGGAUCCGAAGAGCCUACCCCAUCGUGGCCAUGGGGGGCAUGAGUAACCUCUGGGUCGUGGAGGCCAUCAAGGCGCAGGACUGGUUCAGAGCAAGGGCCAAGCAGGUCUCGGUUCCCGUUCUGCUGCUCGAGGCGGGCAUGGACGUCUUCGUGUGCACGUCGAGACCUUUCAGGGAGCUCUGCCGCGCGGUGCCAAGCUGCCGCCGCCUUUGCUACCCCACGACGUACCACGAGAUUCUUUUCGAGAAGGACUGGGCCCGAUCUCACGCCAUGAAGGCGACCAUCGCCUUCCUCAAGUCGGGCGAAUACCCGGCGCCCGGUGAGACGACGGUCAUCACCCCACCUCGUCUCUCGGAGGAAGAGCGGCAGAAGAAGAUGAAGCUGUUGCUGGUCCGCUUCUGUUUCGUGGUGGUGGGGGCCGGUCUCGGCGUGGCGGGCGUUGCCUUCUCCAAGCGCAGGGGCUCCGUGCUUGCGGUUCGGAAGUAGCUCUCGGGAAGUUUCUUUUGUCAAUUUUCGGGGGUGGGAAUUACGAAGCGUCAGGGUGGCAUGGUUGCCGUAGGAGAAGGUUGGUCGCGUUUGACACGGCAGUGUUUGUCGUCAGCCAGUCGUGAACGAUCUCGGCCCCCCUCUGAGGGUGCCGUGGUGGCGAUGUAUCUGAGGGUGCCAUUGUGGCGAUGUAUCCGUCGUGACCCCGUUGUGUUAUGUUCGGGUCUCCCCCUCGCACUCGGUUGAGACACAACCGAGAUACUGGGAUAGGUCCGCUUGAUGAGAUGCCAUCACGGUAGAGAGGCGGGGUUAACAUCCGUGAGAUGUCAACUCCUGAGAACUCGUCGUGUUCACGAUGUUUCGGUCCGGGAAAUCUGUCCUGCAUCAUUUUGCGGCCGUAACGCCGUCUGUUACUCGUGAACCGUUUCGGCGCGGUAGGUCAAAGGGGUGGGUAAACUCGCGAGAACGUUG
This is a messenger RNA of Ectocarpus siliculosus, 1602 nucleotides long. Lineage: Eukaryota; Phaeophyceae; Ectocarpales; Ectocarpaceae. The record is from the annotation of a GenBank genome assembly.